AUGAUUGCCAUCGAGGAGGAGGAAGUAGAGCAGCCGGUACCCUGCGUAGGUAUCAAGAGCACUCAAGGAAUCGUCGAUGUGGUGCUGGCCAAAGACCUUACUGGGGGCCAGGAAACGGACAUCAAAGACGUGCUAGGUUACUACCGACAAUUCAUUCCGAACUAUGCGGAAAAGGCUCUACCCCUAGUCGAGCUCACCAAAAAGAAGGAGCCAAACAUGUUGCGCAGCGAGGCUCCAGAGGUGGGCCUGUCAGCUAGCCGCACACCUCUACACCAUCGUCCACCGGUCUUCCGAGGAAAAUGCCAAUGCAGACUGCUUGUCAAGACUCCCAAAAGCAACGGACAACCCCAACACAGACGCCGUCGACGAAACGUUCGCCUUCUACUGAACACCCGGCACCCGACAACAAGAGAGUCUCCGGCCCAGUUCAUGCUACAGCGGCAUGUUCGCACCAGAUUGGACCUCCUGAAACCAUCAGUUGCAGACUGUGUGGCCAGCGCACACUACCGCCAACAGUGGCAACACCCAGGACAAGAGCGGGCUUUCACUGCAGGAGACAAAGUCUAUGCCAGAGAUUAUCGAAGUGGUCACAAGUGGCAGCCAGGAACAGUCGCUGCCCAAACUGGUCCAGUGUCUUUCCAAGUGCAAGUCUCCCCGGGACGGGUAUGGCGAAGGCAUCAGGACCAGUUGCUCCGGGCACCGUCGCAAGACUCCGGACCUUCAGAGUCGCGUCCAGACGAGGCGGGAGGGGUGUCUGCCACGGCUUGGACAGACAGCACACCGGAAGACAGCGCAGGCGACAGAUACCUUCCACAGGCCUCUUUGCCUGCACCAUCCGAAGUCCCGAGGCCAAGAAGCAACACCCAGGAUGCUGAGACGCUCAUGGAUGCAGAUAAUAGUGACGGAGAGCGACGGUAUCCCGUGCGAGAUCGGCGCAAGCCUCGAAGGCUAAUAGAAGAGUGAAAAAAAAAG
Ixodes scapularis (black-legged tick) is the source of this 972-nucleotide messenger RNA. RefSeq lists its product as uncharacterized. The transcript is spliced from 4 exons. Lineage: Eukaryota; Metazoa; Arthropoda; Arachnida; Ixodida; Ixodidae. The coding region runs from base 1 to 963 and encodes 320 amino acids. The record is from RefSeq and is a predicted model, not a curated record.